Messenger RNA from Sorex fumeus (smoky shrew), 3601 nucleotides. It is a transcript of the gene AASDH, whose product is annotated as aminoadipate-semialdehyde dehydrogenase. The record is from RefSeq and is a predicted model, not a curated record. NCBI's taxonomy places the organism in Eukaryota, Metazoa, Chordata, Mammalia, Eulipotyphla, Soricidae. The coding region runs from base 224 to 3502 and encodes 1092 amino acids. Gene Ontology annotation, biological process: amino acid activation for nonribosomal peptide biosynthetic process. Gene Ontology annotation, molecular function: protein binding. The transcript has 16 exons.
CACGCUUGCUUUAUUCCUGAAAUGUAUAGGCACCCAACAAAUAUAAUUUGUAUUGGAAGUCAUGUAUUUGAGAUUCAGCUAAUGAAAAUAAAACUGUUGGACAGCUGCAAGACAUUCUGCCUUAAUUUUCUGUAGCCACCACUGGGAGACUGGCCAUUAGAAGUUAAAAGUCAAUUGUAUAGGUGGAGUUCUCUGCAGCCGGUGAUGCUUAAAUUUCAGUGACAUGACUCUUCAGGAAUUGGUACAUCAGGCUGCUUCUCUUUAUGCAGAUGAAAAAGCUGUAUGUUUUGAUGACUGUAACAACCAGCCUCCAGUAUACUAUACUUAUAGAACUGUAGUUACUCUUGCUUCAGAAUUAUCACAUUUUCUAUUAUCACACUGUGACUUUCAAGGAUUUCGGGAAAUUGGCCUCUACUGUCAUCCUGGAAUAAACUUACCUUCUUGGAUUUUAGGAAUUCUCCAGGUUCCUGCUGCUUAUGCGCCAAUUGAUCCAGAUUCACCACCCACCUUUUCAGCACAGUUCAUGAAAAAAUGUAAUCUAAAAUUUAUUCUUGUUGAAAAACAGCAAAUCAAUAAAUUCAGAUCCUCCUAUGAAGCAUUAUUGACCUAUAGUAAGACCACCCUAGAACAUAAUGACCUAAUACUCUUGAAACUUCACUGGGAAAAUAUUGCGUUGAGCUUGGAACUAAAUGAUGGAAAAGGAAAAUGUGGGAAAGACAAAUUGGACAGUUCUAAUGCUGAGAACAGCCAGGGAGAAAAGUUCGAAGAGCACAUGGAUGCAAUGCGAAAGGAAUGCCUGGCCUAUGUGCUUCAUACUUCGGGCACCACUGGGACCCCUAAAAUUGUGAGAGUACCUCAUGCAUGUAUCUUGCCAAACAUCCAGCAUUUUCGGGAAAUUUUUGAAGUCACACAAAAUGAUGUUUUGUUUCUAGCUUCACCUUUGACUUUUGACCCUUCUGUGGUGGAAAUAUUUGUUGCUCUGUCAAGUGGUGCCUCUCUGCUUAUUGUACCAACUUCAGUCAAAAUGCUCCCGUCAAAAUUAGCUGCUGUUCUUUUUUCCCGGCACAGAGUGACUGUUUUGCAGGCAACACCAACUUUGCUUAGAAGAUUUGGGGCUCAGCUUAUCAAAUCUACAGUUUUAUCCACCAGUACCUCUCUCCGUGUGUUAGCCCUCGGUGGGGAAGUGUUUCCUUCACUGGCUGUUCUCAAGAGCUGGAGAGGAAAAGGCAAUGGAACACAAAUAUUUAAUGUUUAUGGUAUCACAGAGGUGUCAAGUUGGGCAACAUUUUACAAGAUCCCAGAAGAGAUUCUUAACUCCACUCUGAAAUGUGAAAUGCCUGUACCACUGGGACUUCCCCUGCUUGGAACAAUGAUUGAAGUCAGAGAUUCUGAUGGUUUCACAAUUCAGGAAGGCACUGGCCAAGUAUUUUUAGGCGGCAGAAACAGAGUAUGUUUUCUGGAUGACGAGACAACCGUGCCAUUUGGCACAAUGAGAGCCACGGGAGACUUUGUGACUGUGGAAGGUGGACAGAUGUUUUUCUUGGGACGGAAGGACAGUCAGAUCAAACGUCAUGGCAAACGCCUUAACAUCGAAAUUGUACAACAGGUUGCCGAAGGAAUUGAGCAAAUGGAGGCUUGUGCUGUGAUCUGGUAUAAUCAGGAAAAGUUAAUUCUGUUCACCGUGUCCAAAGCUGAUUUAGGAAAGGAUUAUAUCUUUAAAGAACUGCAGGAGCAACUUCCAAGUCACGCAGUCCCUGAUGAUCUCGUGCCAAUUGAUGCACUACCAUUUACCUCUCAUGGCAAAGUUGAUAUUUCACAGUUAAAUAAGAUUUAUUUGAACCACAUAAACUUGAAGUCUGAAAGUAAGCUUAAUGGAAAAAAGGAACUAUGGGGGAAAUUACAGCAUUUGUGGAAGUCUAUUCUGAAUCUCUCAGAAUAUCCUUCAAAGAUUUCUGACGAGUCAUUCACAAAUUGCGGUGGCGAUUCCUUAAAGUCCAUACGGCUCCUCAAUGAAAUUGAAAGUCUUGUUGGCAAAUCAGUACCUGGGCUUUUUGAAAUUAUCCUUACCAGCUCCAUUUUAGAAAUUUACAAUCAUGUUGUUCAAAUGGUGUAUCCCGAUAAAGAAGUGGAAUUUAGCAAGAAUUGUGCCACCAAAAGAAAAUUCAGCAACGUGGAUCAAGAGGAAAGCAGCAGGAAAUCUCGCCACCAGAUAUCAGCCAGGCCUUUAUCUCCUGAUGGUGAUGAUGAGCAGAGACGUUCCUUCAUCGCCCUAAGCCGCGGGAAUCAGAUAUGGUCGCUGAGUACCACUGGCAUUGUAGCCAAAUCAGGCCAGUGCUCUUCCACCCAUUCUUCUGAUUUAAUUUCACAAAGGAACUCUCCAAAUGUACCACGCUCCAGUUCUCCAGCUCUCAUUGCCACGUUACCAGAGCCAGCCUGCGUUGCCAAAGGUUUUGGAGAGCAGAUGGAGUUUCGGGUGCGGUGGGGGUCAGACACCGGCAAAUGUGUAGACGCCUCACCGCUUGUGGUGAUAGCAGAGGCCGCUCCAGCAUCUGCAACUGUGUACAUUGGCUCUCACUCUCACAGGAUGCUGGCAGUUGACCUUUACUCUGGGAAGGUGAAGUGGGAGCAGAUUUUGGGGGAUCGGAUCGAAUCAUCAGCCUGUGUAUCUAAGUGUGGAAACUUGAUUGCAGUGGGCUGUUACGAUGGAUCAGUUUAUGUUCUGAAAAGUAGUAGUGGAGAGAAACACUGGGUUUUCACUACCCAGGAUGCGGUCAAAAGCUCAGCCACCCUGGACCCGACCACAGGACUCCUGUACAUUGGCUCCCAUGACCAACGUGCAUACGCUCUGGACCUUUAUGCAAAGAAGUGUGUUUGGAAGUCUGACUGUGGAGGCGCAGUCUUUUCUUCCCCGUGUGUGACCCUGACUCCACAUCAUGUAUAUUUGGCUACGCUGGGAGGACUUUUAGUGGCUGUAAAUCCUGCCACUGGGGACAGACUCUGGAAACAUGUCUGUGGAAAGCCACUCUUCUCUUCUCCACGCUCUUGCCGAGAGUAUGUCUGCGUUGGCUGUGUCGAUGGGAAUUUACUCUGUUUUACUCACUCUGGAGAACAGGUUUGGCAGUUCUCUACCAGUGAACCCAUCUUUUCAUCUCCCUGUCCAUCAGCAUCAGAACAAGAAAUAAUUUUUGGUUCCCACGAUUGCUCUAUCUACUGUUGUAGUGUGGAAGGUCUCCUCCGGUGGAAAUUUAAAACCUCUGCGAGGGUGUACGCAACCCCAUUUGUGUUCCCGAAUCGUGGUCAAGGCAGCGAAUCUUUGGUGGCCGCAGCCUCCACUGACGGCAAACUGUGGAUCCUGGACUCUCGGAGUGGACAACUGCGGAGCAUGCAUGACCUGCCCGGAGAGGUGUUCUCGUCUCCUGUGGUCUGGGAGUCCAUGCUCGUUAUUGGCUGCAGAGACAAUGUUGUUUACUGUUUGGAUUUAUUGUGUGGCAAUCAGAAGUGAUCAAGUACAGUCUGUACUGGGAUAUCUGUGAGAAGUUUGGAAAUAACUUAUCACGGUUAAGUUUGUAAAUAAUCUUACAUUAAAGAUUAGAUUUUGCAU